Alosa alosa (allis shad) is the source of this 1048-nucleotide messenger RNA. RefSeq names its product stonustoxin subunit beta-like. Lineage: Eukaryota; Metazoa; Chordata; Actinopteri; Clupeiformes; Clupeidae. Bases 16 to 984 code for a protein of 322 amino acids. The transcript has 4 exons. Gene Ontology annotation, molecular function: protein binding. The record is from RefSeq and is a predicted model, not a curated record.
AUCUUCCAUUUAUUCAUGUUAUCUUUUGUUGUGUUCUUAUGCAGGCUUGCUGAUUGUAAACUCGCUGAUACGUCUUGUGAGAUUGUGGCUUCAGUCCUACGGUCACCAAACUCCCUGCAACAGCUGGACUUGAGUGACAAUGACCUUGGGGAUUUUGGAGUUCAGCUUCUCUCUAAGGGACUGUCCAGUUCCAACUGCACAGUACAAACAUUAAGGCUCUCUGAUUGUCUCAUCUCAGAGAAGGGCUGUGGUUUUCUGGUUUCAACCCCCUUUCCCUCUCAUCUAAAAGAACUGGAUCUCAACUACAAUUAUCCUGGAGAAUCAGGAAUGAAGCUGUUAUCUGCUAGACUGGAGGAUCCUGUCUGUAAACUGGAGAUACUGAGAACUGACCACGCUUCUUUAGACAGAGCACGACCACGUUUGCUGAAAUAUGCCUGUGAUCUCACACUGGACCCAAACACAGCAAACAGAUUUCUCUCUCUCUCUGAGGGGAAUAGAAAGGUGACACGUGUGGAUAAGCAGCAGCCGUAUCCUGAACACCCAGAGAGAUUUGACUCCACAUACUAUCCUCAGGUGUUGUGUAGAGAGGGUCUGACUGGACGCUGCUACUGGGAGGCUGAGUGGAGUGAUGAUGGUGGAGCUCGUAUAUCUGUGGCCUAUAAAAGCAUCGAGAGGAAAGGGGGGGUCAGUGCUGACGUCAUAAUGGGACAGAAUGCCAAGUCCUGGAGUCUGGAGUGCUACUCUGAUCACAGUUACUAUGUCCUGCACAAUAAUAAACGCACUGACAUACCUGCCCCCUCCUCCCGCUCCAGAACAGUAGGAGUUUACCUGGACUGGCCGUCCGGCACUCUGUCCUUCUACAGCGUCUCCACUGACACACUCACCCACCUGCACACGUUCCACUCCACAUUCACUGAGCCCCUCUAUCCAGGGUUUGGGUCGUGGUAUUAUGACUCCUCAGUGUCCCUGCGCAAGAUCACAUGAGCUCCUCCUCCAACAGGUACAUCCACCCUUUUCUCCCUCUCUCUCUCUCUCUCUCUCUCUCUCU